Daphnia carinata is the source of this 1787-nucleotide messenger RNA. RefSeq names its product pre-mRNA splicing regulator USH1G-like (gene Sans). Bases 223 to 1764 code for a protein of 513 amino acids. Lineage: Eukaryota; Metazoa; Arthropoda; Branchiopoda; Diplostraca; Daphniidae. Gene Ontology annotation, molecular function: protein binding. The record is from RefSeq and is a predicted model, not a curated record. The transcript is spliced from 6 exons.
CGUCGUCUGCCGACAGAUGGUUAAUUUUGUUCAGAGGUGGACCCUUCCGAAAAAGGGGAGGGAUCUAGGUGGGUCAGUCAUCAUCCAGAGUUCAUACCUAACGCUACGCAUCUGUUUGUCGGUAUCUGUAAUAAUCUAGAAGCGGAGAAAGGAAUCGUGAUUACAACUGAGUCUCGGUUGGAGGUGUACGGAUUAGUGUGUUGUCGACGCUGUGAGAUCGUCAUGGCCUACCGUUUCCAUCGUGCGGCACGUGAUGGAAAGCUGGAUAUUUUAAAGGAAGCAACUAGAAAAGAUUGCAACACCAAAGAUGACGACGGGAUGACUCCGACUCUAUGGGCCGCUUUCGAAGGCAAACUCGAUGCUCUUCGGCUCAUCGUCGGACGAGGAGGUGACCCUGAAAAAUGCGAUCACUAUGGCAACACGGCCCUUCACUUUGCUGCGGCUCGGGGACACAUGAAUUGCGUCACGUUCCUAAUGAACUACGGCAUCAAUCUGUUCGCCAAGGAUAUCGAUUACCAUACAGCUACUGAAUUAGCGGCCAUGAAUGACCAACAAGAGAUUUUGCGCUACUUAGACGAACAAACUGCCAGGCAGCAGCGCGCCGAUCCCAAGAAAGUCAAAGCCCAAAUAGAGAAAGCAAAAAAGGAAACAGACAAGCUCGUGAAAGACUUUGCUCAAGUUCAAGAGAAGGCCCGAAAGUUGGCUGAAAAAGAACAAAAACGAUUAGAAAAGGAAAAACAGAAAAUGGAACGCUCCGGAAUGAGCAGCACAGCGAACUCUAUUGAACAGCCCAGCACCAUCAUUCCGAGGCCGUCGAUUGCAGCGCUCGAUCUUCGACGGGAUUCCCGGCUCAUCUACACGCAGAGUCCAAAGUACUCCGAGAUAGUCAACCCUAAAGAAAAGAAAGACAAAAUCAAGUUGCCCGUCAGCAUCGUUUCCAAAAAAGUGCAACAGCAGCGCAGAAAGAUGAUGAACGGCUCCAACCAGCAAUCGCUGUCCAAGAGUACGAGUCUGACGGCCCUGAACAAUAACAACAGUGAGAUGGCCGGAGUUGCACCUGGGGAUUUCAAAAUUGGAGCGAUUGAAGAUGGCAAACGAUCUGUUCGAUCCAUUUCUGGUUUGAGGAGAGACUCAGAGGUUAUGUACGUAACCACAUUCGACGGCACAGACAGUAAACGCUCUGAAUUGGGAGGCGCCUUUCCAGGUAUAGAAACCCGCAGCAAAAGCCUUUCUGUAGGAACAAAUCUGCGGGUUCCAACGACUUCGGAUAGCGGCUUCGGUGACGACGAUAAAAUUCCCGCAUAUCACCAACAGCAAAGAGGGUCCAUUUUCGAUCGGCCCGGAAUCGGCCGUCUUGCUUUUAGGAACUCGAUUGCUGCCCUAGUAGACAGUUCCACGGAGACUGGAAAGAGCAGCGUCACAGUUCAAAAGAAUGGAGCAUCCAACACCGACGAAGUGGUCCGUUUGAAUCACAAUCGACGCCAACGAGAAGACGAUUCAGAUCAGGAUGAUUUAGAAUCAGAUGACGACGAAGAGGAAGACAAGACUCCCUUGUACUUCUUCCUGGCCGCUUUCGGAUUAGAGCAGUUCAACGAGCCACUAGUCAAAGAGAAGUUUGACUUGGACUCGCUGAUGCUCGUCACCGAGGCCGACCUCAUUUCAAUGAAGAUUCCUUUAGGUCAUCGGCUAAAGCUGAUGAAAGCCAUUAACGAUAGAAAAGCUGCCAUCGAAAGUCCAGACGAAAUGGAGGACAGUCACCUGUAACUUUUUUUUUGUUUCUAAUUUUU